Messenger RNA from Symbiodinium sp. CCMP2592, 2121 nucleotides. The record is from the annotation of a GenBank genome assembly. NCBI's taxonomy places the organism in Eukaryota, Dinophyceae, Suessiales, Symbiodiniaceae.
AUGGUGAAAGGACAGCCCCUGCGCUUGUGUUCCAAGUCGCACAGUUGUGCUACUCUUUAUGCCGGCCAAUCCUUUAUGAAGGGUCAGUAUGUGAAACAAGAACCCGAGAACAUCGAGGACGACCUACGUGCAACCUUGCUGCAACGAUCUGCAGCGACGCAGCGGCUGGCUGAGCUCAGAGACAAGGCUCGAAAGAUCGAGUCCGAGUUGCCAGUCCUGCCUCGGAAGGAGGCGCUUGCAUCCCCGGUGGUGCCAGCUACCCGGCCUGUUGCCACCCCAGCCCGUGGAGUGUCAACCGAUGCUCAACCUCGCUCGCAACAGCUUUGGGAAGCAGCCUUCCCAAACAGGGCUGAGCCUGAUGGGGACGAGUCAGGUGUGCCUGGCUUUAUGGAAGCGGAUCGUGCCGGUGGGGGUCCCGCCGGUUCAGCUCAGGUUUCCGAGGAGCCUCCGAGAACCGAGGUUCUUAGUGGUGAUGUGGAACCCAGACCUACCCAUGAGCCCGAGCCCACUGACUCCGACGAUGAGUUGAUUAUGGAUGUGGAUUGCGACAUGAGAUCCAAUACGAUCCGCAUCACCGCCCGCGAGUACAGAAAUUAUGUGAGCGACGAUGUUGCUGAGCGGUGGAAGAACACGAAAUCCCGCAAGCAGCUUAUCGUGGCACUCAUAAACUGCAAUGGCGACAAAGAUUCGUUCAAUCAGAAGAUGGAAAUCGUGAUCCGCAACAUCAAAGAGGGCAAGGUGGUCAUUGACAGUGGCUACUACACAGAGUCUGCGAUGAAGACCGAGCUGAAAUUCGACAAGGAUCGUGUGAAAGCCGUAAUCGCAUACUGCACCGCGAGCAGAGCUCGCCGCCGGGCUUUGACAAGGCGAGACAAGUACCAACGCCACCUCAUCGAGUAUUGGAUCGAUGUGCGGACUAGUGGGUCCCUGUCGCGGACCACGCAAGAACAGUUCUCUCAGUAUGUUGAGAUCAUCGACGAUCAGGUUUCGUUGCCCCCGCCUAUGCUUGGAACCGAAGCCCUCCCAUGCUAUGAUGAAGACGAACCCGAAGAUGAAGAAACGGGUGAUGAUGAUGAUGCAGAUCGUGAAGGCAAAACCGCCACUACGACCCCAGCGAGCAAGCGCAAGAGACGAGGAAAAACUCCAAGCCCCAAGGCGAAGUUGCUAAGCAGGCAAAAACGAGAAAAGGCAGAGGCCGUGGAGACCGCUUUGGAGGACAUCGAGAAGAUUCCGCAGGUCUUAGGGGAGAUCCUGAAAGUCCGAAUCAAGAUUGACAACACCCUCGAUCUGAUGAAAGGAGACGAGACUAAGACGAAGAUAUUUAGCUGCAGUAUUCGUGACGGGGAGGAGAUCAUGGCGCUGCAUGAUCAUCUCGCUGAGAUCAAGUGCGAAAAUGGCAAAGGUGACCCAAAACCGGAGACAAGUCGCAUCACGAUGGAAGAGAAGAAGCUGAAAAGGACUGUUCUGCGCCCCAAGGGAAAGGCGAAGGCCAAAGGCAAAAGCAAGAAGCGCGAGCCCCAUGAUGAUGAUGUGCUCGAGAAGUUGAUCAACGACCGCUUGGUCGUGCAUCCACGGCCUUGGCGAAAGCUCGUGGUUUCCGACCGGCUUCUAUGUAGUAUAGCAGCUGGCUUCGUGGACGAGUGCCAUGAUCUGAAAGAUUUUAUCACAGGAUUGGCUUCGUGUGGCAAGCUUCCAUUGCUGUGGGGCUCCAAAAAUGCAACUGAUCGUACGGACGUGCUGUCAAAGUUUUGGAGACGGUGGAGAGUCCAUGAUAGAUCGCACGAGGUCUACGAGCAUCAUGGCAAGCACCUAGACUUGGUCUUCCCAAUCCAAGUGCAUGCCGACGAGGGUCAAUCGGUCAAGAAGUCGGGGGUCAUGGUGCUGAACUGGCAGUCACCCAUCGGCUUCGGGGUCUCGACGCAAGAUGAUUGUGCAGCAGCUAUGUCCGUCAACUUUGUUGGUAGUUCCUUCGCAACUCGCUUCAUCUACACUAUAUGUCUCAAGCGAUGCUAUUCCAAAAAGAAGCGCUAUGUCUUGGACGGCAUAUUCGAGAACUUAGCUUCAGAACUUGUGGACUUAUUCUACAAUGGCGUUUCUGUCAGAUUGGGGAUCAGGAGCUAA